Molecule: messenger RNA, 1471 nt
Organism: Lottia gigantea (owl limpet)
Lineage: Eukaryota; Metazoa; Mollusca; Gastropoda; Lottiidae
Exons: 7
Coding region: 87-1208 (373 amino acids)
Molecular function (GO): ubiquitin binding
Source: RefSeq, a predicted model, not a curated record
CGAAUUUGUCUGUUUAUGUUGUAAUGUUUGUUUCGCAAUAAACUUGCAAGAUUUCCACUUGAAUCUGUUAAUAAAUCCAAGGUGCAAUGGACAAAAAGGGUCCUCUCCCUCCUGGAUAUGAAGCUAAAUGGGAUUCAGGCCAAAAAGCAUAUUUCUAUAUAAAUCAUAAUGAUAAAACAACAACAUGGGUGGAUCCCAGAACAACAAUGGCUGCUCAAGCUCGUCCCAGAACUCCCCAGAAAGCAUUCACACCGAGAAACCAGAAUGCGCCAGAUUUGAGUAAGAUAAUUCAAAUGUUCCCUGAUUGUCCAGAUGAAAUCCUUCAAUCUGUAAUGCGCAGUUGUGAAAACAAUAUGCAAAGUGCAGUACAUCAGUUAAAGAUGCUGGGAUUUAAAGAAAGUAGAACUGGUCAAAGCAUUUCACCAACUCACUCAGCUGUAAAAGGAAAAACUAGUCAAACUAAACAACACAAGACUCCAUCUAGAAAAUCCACUCAGUCAAAUGAAUUUGAUACUAGUAGAGAUCAUGGUAGCAGUGCUAGUACUUCCAACUCUGAAAGAACAAGUAACUCUUAUGCAAGAGUUGCCCCACCAAGUGGUCAUGUUGAAAAUAAUUCUGCUCAUCUGGUAACAGACACAAGUACAAAUCAAAGAGUUUCAGACACAAGUACAAAUCAAAGAGUAACAGACACAAGUACAAAUCAGAGAGUAACAGACACAAGUACAAAUCAAGGGAUAACAAACAUCAGUUCAGAUCAUCUGGUAACAAAUCAAGGGAUAACAGACAGAAGUACAAAUCAAGGGAUAACAGACACCAGUUCAAAUCAAAGGGUAACAGGCACUUCUCGUGAAGAAAGAAGAACAGAACAGAACAACAGAAGAAGGCAUGGACUUUUUAUUUGCCAAAAUCACAUAACUUUCAAAAGCACAAUAAUUUUGGAUAUAUGCCCCAGUAAGACGGUAUAUACCAGCAGUAUUAAAGAUACAUCAUUUUCACCAACUCACCAAUCUAUAGCUGUUGGACGAAACAGAUCUUUACAGAGUGGCCCUGACCCUACACUUCGAUUAAGUGAACAUGUAGCUGCCAAUGGACAUGAUCCAAGUUUGAUGCAAGGACCAGAUUCUGACCGCCGUGCUGGAUCUUCUGGUUGGGUUGGUGCUGAUCCAAGUCUUUGCUCCGGAAAGAGGGUACUGGUUACAAAUAUCUGAUAAUGGAAGUUUAGAUCUUUUGAUAGAGGCCCUUUGAGGACCACAAACCAAAAUCUUACCUGAGAUUUUGAUUCCGCCAUUUAAAUUUACUGUUUCCUGCUUUGAUUUUAAAAUUAAAGUGAGUUUACAUAUUUGCUCCUUCCAGCAAAUAUAUUAUUGAGAUACAGCUUGGUUGUUGCUAUUUAAAGUUUCAUUUAAGCUGUGCAGCUUUCAGAUUAAUCAAUAAAAAGCUAUUACGAACUUUAUACUUAUACCUUGACUAU